Suillus subalutaceus is the source of this 2658-nucleotide messenger RNA. RefSeq lists its product as uncharacterized. Lineage: Eukaryota; Fungi; Basidiomycota; Agaricomycetes; Boletales; Suillaceae. The record is from RefSeq and is a predicted model, not a curated record. The coding region runs from base 1 to 2658 and encodes 885 amino acids. The transcript has 14 exons.
AUGAACAAGUUCACACAGUGCCAUUACAUUGAGUCAUUGGAUUUUGUGUUCGUCAUUUCUAGUGAAAUGAUCCAACUACCUUGUCGCAUUCCUGGUUGCAAACGGGUCUUCAAAAAUAAGUCGGGCCAAAUGAAGCAUGUACGCACAGCGCACAACAGGCCUUUGCGCAAUCAUGCAACCUUCCAUCAAGCAGCUCCUGACCUUCGCUCUCCAAGUCCCCAGAAUCCUGCCUUCGAUGAUCAGCCCCCAGGUCCCCAGCACCAUGGUAUGCUAGAGGAGGGUGUGCAGUUGGGGCCUCUGUUCUGGAUGUUCCACCCUCUUCUUACAGGACAAAAGUGUGAUGUUCAUGGCAACUUUAUUGACCAGAAUACACCCUCACCACCCAGAACUGAAGCAUCACCCACUGACUGGACCCCAUAUGAGAGCCGGGUUGCAUUUGAGACGGCAGAGUUCCUUUAUACACGUAACCAAAUGUCUGCAGGUCAAAUUGACACUCUUCUUGACCUCUGGGUGGCAACACGUAUUCAACACAAUGACAGUCCUCCCGAUGUUGCCUGGGAGACUUUCACCAUGUCUUACAAUGGACUCAAACCAGCUGAGGAUAUUCCACCCUGGAUGACUGCUAAAUACAAUGUCUGGUUCUGUGAUCCGCAUCUCCUCAUUCAUCACAUGCUUUCCAACCCUGACUUCCACGCUGAGAUCAAAUACAUCCCAUAUCAGGACUAUACUAACAAUGAUCAGCGUUGUUAUAAGAACUUUUUCUCUGGUGAUUGGGCUUGGAAGCAAGCAGAUAUUAUUGUGGAGGAUCCAGAAACCCACGGAUCAACCUUUGUGCCUCUAAUUAUCGGCAGUGACAAGACUACCGUCUUGAUAGCUACAGGACACACCGAGUAUCAUCCACUCUAUCUGUCAAUCAGAAACAUUUUCAAUGGAGUUCAGCAUGCACAUCGCAACAGUGUGGUACUGGCAGGCUUUCUGGCUAUUCCAAAAAGCACCAAGGAACAUUUGGACGACAAAGACUUUCGCAAUUUCCGCCGUCAAAUGUUUCACUCCUCACUCGCCAAGAUAUUUGAGUCUGUGAAGUUGAAUAUGACGAUCCCUGACACUGUGCGCUGCCCUGAUGGCCAUUAUCAAUGUAUCAUCUAUGGGCUAGGCCCAUACAUAGCCAAUUAUCCAGAGCAACUCAUGUUUUUGGGAGUUGUACAAAACUGGUGUCCGAAGUGUUUAAAUCAUCAUAAGAAUCUUGACGGCAACAGCCCAUCUUUACUCCGGUGCCAAGAACACACCGACCUCCUGGUUCAAGAACUCCAACAUGUUCACCUCUGGCAUGAAUAUGGCAUCAUUCAAGAGGUCAUGCUAUUCACAAAUAAUUUCCCUCAAGCCGAUAUCCACAAACUUAUCUCUCCAGACAUCCUGCACCAGAUCAUCAAGGGGACCUUUAAAGAUCACCUUGUCAACUGGGUGGAAGAUUAUUUGAUCACAGCAGUUGCUCCUUUUGCAGGCUUACAGCGCUUUCCAGAAGGGCAUGGAUUUAAGCAGUGGAUGGGUGAUGAUUCUAAGGCGCUGAUGAAGGUAUAUAUACCCACCAUCAAAGGUUAUGUUCCUCGAGAUGUCAUUCACGCAUUUAGCCCAUUUCUCAACUUCUGUUACAUAGUUCGACAAGAUACGCUUACAGAGGAUGACCUCACCCAACUUCAAGAUUCACUCAGCCGUUUUCACCAGUACUGCCAAAUCUUCAAGAUGACAGGAGUUGUGCCAGACUUCUCAUUUCCACACCAACACUCUCUUAACCACUAUUUUCUCAUGAUCUGGCUCUUUGGUGCCCCAAAUGGCCUUUGUUCAUUGAUAACCGAGUCGAAGCACAUCAAGGCCGUUAAAGAGCCCUGGUGUCACUCCAGCAGGUACAAGGCAUUAGGCCAAAUGCUGAUCACAAAUCAACACCUCGAUAAAAUAGCAGCAGUGCGAAGCGACUUUGAAGCUCAUGGCAUGCUUCAAGGCUUGUGUGUAUCUGACAAUCAGUCCGCUGAGGGAGAUACAGCUGACAUAGUUGAUGGACCUACUGUCCAGGCUCACGUGGAACUUGCUGUGAUGCCCAGUGGUGCACAUGAUGUCUCUGCACUUGCGCUCGAUCUCGAUCUUCCAGACUUCCCCAUAAUGAUCCAGCAGUUCCUUUACAACCAGCUUCAUAUUGAAGACCAUGAGGCCCCUGAUUUCGACCCAGUGACAGCACCAGCUUUCAUGGGCCAAGUUUCGGUUUUCAGCUCAGCAGCAGCAUCAUUCCAUGCCCCCAGUGACCUCAGUGGCACUGGAGGCAUGCGAUGCGUGUUACAAUCAAGUCCUGCUAGGAAUGACUGUGUAUUUGUCAGUACGAACGAGGAGGUCAAUUGUGGCUUGGAUGGACUUGCUGUCACAAGAGUAUUGUGCUUUCUCGGCUCCAAGUACCAGACAAAAUACCUCCGGGAUCCUGACACUGGAAUGUACAUUGUUGCGCCAUCAACUACUGAUGAUGGCACACUGGAUAUCUCAAUCAUCCAUAUUGAUUGUAUAUUCUGUGCAGCUCAUCUUAUUCCUAUCUAUGGUACCAAUUCUUUGCCUCACAAAAUCACCCCUCAUGACAGCUACAAUUAUGCUGGCCAUCAUGCAUUUGAAGUAGCAUGA